AGGUUCUCAUCUUUCUCUACGCCGUGCGUAUCCUUCCUCGACGACGCCCGCUUGACGCAGCGAUCUCCCCGACACUCUUUCUCCGCCCCGCACCCGCCAUUCCCUACUAGCACUCCUUUCCAGGACAAAGACACAGAAACGACACGACCUUCUCCAACAUCAUCAUGAAGUUCUCUACCAUCGCCCUCUCCGCCGCUGCUAUCGUCGCCUCCGUCUCCUCGCGCCCGCUCAUGCGCCGCGAUGUCAACGCCGCGCUUAUUCCCGAGUUUGGUGUCACCGCCGGCCAGAGCCCCGACGGCACAGGUAACUGCAAGGGUGUCAACAACAUCAACAUCCCUUGCGCGUGCCCGCCCCCGCGCGACCAAUUCGUUACGCUCCUGAACCAGAACGUCGCCGCGGGCCACGUUAUCAACAACCCCUCCGUCGGCAUCUCCUUCCCCGAGGACAACUCGAAGGCGUCCGCACUCGCGCGCCUCAACGCCGCCACCGUCACGCUCCAGAACAUCCACGGGCCUGGUGUCGGCUGCCCGCAGGCGGCGACCACCUUCGGCGCCCAGGUCGCGGCAAUUCAGGCAGGCCCGGACCCCAUCGCGGGCUCUGCUGCGUCGACGCCCGCGCCCGCGCCGGCACCUGCUCCCGCGCCUGCGCCGGCACCCGCGCCCUCGAGCGGCGGGGUUGACCAGUCGCUCGUGCCCGACUUCGGUGUUGUUGCGGGCACGAGCCCCGACGGCACAGGUAACUGCAAGGGUGUGAACAACAUCAACAUCCCUUGCUCGUGCCCGCCCCCGCGCGACCAGUUCAUUGCCUCGCUGAACGCGAACGUCGCGGCCGGCCACGCGGUCAAGAACCCGUCCGUCGCACUCUCGUUCCCGACGGGCAGCAGCAAGGGGGACCAGCAGGCACGCAUCAACGCGCUCCUCGUCACGCUCCAGAACAUCAACGGCCCCGGCGUCGGCUGCCCCGCGGUGUCGACCGUGUACGCACAGCUGCAGCAGCAGAUCAACGCGCUCCCGAACUAGGUCGAGCGCCGUUGAAGUAUGAGGAGGAUACGAUGAGAUCGAGAGGGAUAGGGAUACCCGAGCGUGGCCCGCGCGAGCGUGGGCUACGGACUGUGAUGAUGCUUUGUCGUGCCCGCGCGAGCGCGGUUGUGCUAGUUUGUACGCUCCGAUCUGAAUUGACGGGUGCCAGUCACCCCGUUCCAGCUGUC
Molecule: messenger RNA, 1207 nt
Organism: Trametes versicolor FP-101664 SS1
Lineage: Eukaryota; Fungi; Basidiomycota; Agaricomycetes; Polyporales; Polyporaceae
Exons: 4
Coding region: 165-1019 (284 amino acids)
Source: RefSeq, a predicted model, not a curated record